Messenger RNA from Microthlaspi erraticum, 1068 nucleotides. Lineage: Eukaryota; Viridiplantae; Streptophyta; Magnoliopsida; Brassicales; Brassicaceae. The record is from the annotation of a GenBank genome assembly.
AUGACGAAGAAACGGUUACUUCGAAGAAAGUUACAACACAACCAUGUCCAAGUGAAACCCACUCGUUUUGGUGAUGCCCUUUUGGGAACAUGCAAUAUGACUCCAAGAGCUCGACUCAGACGGACGUCAGCCAUCAUCAUGUGUAAAUCAGAGCUGGGAAAGAUGAGGCUCUCCAAGCUCAUAAUGUUAUGCUUGGAGAGCCUCAUCUUUCCCGGUUCUGAUUUACACAUGAUGAUGUCUAACGAAGAAGAAGAAGAAGAUUUCCGCAGACAAUCUAUAAUCAUCAGCAAUCGAGAUCCCCCAAAAUCUCCGUCGUACUCGCCAGAAUCAUCUUCCCCAGAUUUUCCUCUUCUUCUCCAGCUUGAAGAAGACGACGACGACGACGAAAUGGCUACUUCGAAGAAAGUGAUAACACGUGAAGAAUGGGAGAAGAAACUAAACGCUGUGAAGCUCAGGAAAGAAGACAUGAACACACUUGUGAUGAAUUUUCUAGUGACUGAGGGAUUUGUAGAAGCUGCUGAGAAAUUCCAAAGAGAGUCUGGAACCAAACCAGAGAUAGAUCUUGCGACCAUCACAGAUCGAAUGGCUGUUAAAAAGGCUGUUCAAAACGGAAAUGUUGAGGAUGCUAUUGAGAAAGUGAAUGAUUUGAAUCCUGAGAUACUUGACACGAAUCCGGAGCUGUUUUUCCAUCUUCAGCAGCAAAGGUUGAUAGAACUAAUUCGACAAGGGAAGACAGAAGAAGCCUUGGAGUUUGCUCAGGAGGAGCUUGCACCACGUGGCGAAGAAAACCAAGCGUUUCUAGAAGAAUUGGAAAAAACUGUAGCUUUACUUGUCUUUGAAGAUGCCUCUAACUGUCCGGUUAAAGAUCUUCUCGACAUUUCUCACCGCCUUAAGACGGCAAGUGAAGUAAACGCAGCAAUUCUCACAAGCCAGAGUCAUGAAAAAGAUCCUAAGCUUCCAAGCUUGUUGAAGAUGCUGAUUUGGGCUCAGAAUCAACUAGAUGAGAAAGCAGUGUACCCACACAUAAGUGAUUUGUCGACUGGCAAGCUCGAAGACCCGACAGAAUAG